Bactrocera dorsalis (oriental fruit fly) is the source of this 1406-nucleotide messenger RNA. RefSeq names its product forkhead box protein A2-B. Gene Ontology annotation, cellular component: nucleus. Gene Ontology annotation, biological process: regulation of DNA-templated transcription. The transcript has 4 exons. The coding region runs from base 1 to 897 and encodes 298 amino acids. The record is from RefSeq and is a predicted model, not a curated record. Lineage: Eukaryota; Metazoa; Arthropoda; Insecta; Diptera; Tephritidae. Gene Ontology annotation, molecular function: cis-regulatory region sequence-specific DNA binding; DNA-binding transcription factor activity.
AUGAUAUUUGAUAUUAAUGGUGAUCGCUUCCCAUACUAUAAAUCGAACGAUGAUCGUUGGAAGAACUCAGUACGACAUAACCUCUCCAUCAAUCCACAUUUCCGCAAAGGACUCAAGGCGCCGCAGGGUGCUGGACACUUGUGGACAAUCUCAAGUGGAGAUUCAGCAGAGAAUGUACUGGCAUGGGAACACAAGAAACAACGUCUGGAUCUGUUCUUCAAAAUGGAGUCGAUGAAUCGUGAACGCCUGCAACAGCACCAGCAACAAAUGCAGCAACGUCAAAGUUGCACUUCGCCGCAUCCAGAUUGCCAACAACAGCAACAACGAAAGCAGCAGCAACAACAACAGACAUGCGUCUACGAUGAGGCAGCUACCGCCGCUGCUACAAUAGCACGAGAAAUGCUGAGCAACAGCGGCGACGAAGGCUGCGCGCGGAAUUCCAACAACUCCAGCGACACCAACAAUCAGAGGCUGGAGAGCAACCAUUUGGUGCACGAGUUGCCAUUUAACGACCUGAUGAGCGAUGAGGAGCUGCGCAAGACAGCUGGACAAAUUUUGAAUGGUAUUCACCGCGAAGUGGAGGUGCAAUCGGUGAACUCUAUCAUCAGUACCUAUCACGAUGUGUUGCUGGAUAAUGAAGAUUACCUCAAUCCCAUACACAAGGAUGUUGCUGUGCACGAAAGUGGCCUGCGCAGCACGAAUGCCACACAUCUGGCGUCCAGCUCAUACAUACAUUCACACAACACAACGAACUCCCAGUAUUAUGUCACCGAAAUCGAUCCACUGGAAUUGGGCAUACAAAUGUCACACCAAGUGGGUGCCGAGGAGGUGCUCUUCAACGAUGAGUUCAAUUUGAAUUACUUUGGCUAUAAUGGCGCCAACGAUAUUGCGGCCUGACCGCCAACCAGAGCUGAUGGAGCUUCAAGUUGCUCAGUGCCGCUCAUCAGUGUAACCGCGGUGGCCGGACGUGUAAGUUCGAUUGCGGCCUUAGAAGCAGGCACACCCACACAACUGCUGGGUGCGAGGCCGGUUGAACGAGCUUACGGUCAACAAAAGCAAUAAUCGGUGUAGCCGUGUAUUAGUCAUGUAUUAGUAAGAUUAGUAGCAUAUAGUAUAUAUGUAUGUCAGAGAGGUCUAACAAUCAUUUCUAGUCAUUAAAUGUGGGCGAUAUUAGUCUGUUGGAUAGAUACUAAGCUCACAAUUUACUAAAGAUACAUCUAGCAGUUUAUUAGAACAUUAUCAACUAUAGAUAUUAGGCGAAAUCGGUUAGCAGUUAAGUAUAUAUUUAUUUAUAUUAGUGUUCUUUUGUGUGUAUGAGCUAUAACUAUGCUUGAAGUACCCAGAUCGUAACUCAUGUUGGCUGCAGCCUAUAACACAAUUCAUUCGUCUUCAAAAAUAUCCUGCAA